Molecule: messenger RNA, 787 nt
Organism: Symphalangus syndactylus (siamang)
Lineage: Eukaryota; Metazoa; Chordata; Mammalia; Primates; Hylobatidae
Product: nuclear transport factor 2
Biological process (GO): nucleocytoplasmic transport
Source: RefSeq, a predicted model, not a curated record
AUGGGAGACAAGCCAGUUUGGGAGCCGAUUGGAUCCAGCUUCAAUCAACAUUAGUACCAGUUAUUUGAUAAUGAUAGAACGCAAUUAGGCGCAAUUUACAUUGAUGCCUCAUGCCUUACGUGGGAAGUACAACAGUUCCAGGGGAAAGCUGCCAUUGUGGAGAAGUUGUCUAGCCUUCCGUUCCAGAAAAUCCAGAACAGCCUCACGGCACAGGACCAUCAGCCCACGCCAGAUAGCUGCAUUAUCGGCAUGGUUGUGGGCCAGCUUAAGGCGGAUGAAGAUCCCAUCAUGGGGUUCCACCAGAUGUUCCUAUUAAAGAAUAUCAACGAUGGCUUUUGCACCAAUGACAUGUUCAGGUUUGCCCUGCAGAACUUCGGCUGACCUCCUCUCAGCCAGGCACUAACGCUGUUUCCUCCCCCCUUCUCUUCCCAAUACUCCUCCUACUCCUCCAGAUGCUCCAAAUAUCAUGCACAAAUAAGCAGGGCCGCGGCGGGAGUGGUCGCAGUGCGCUGCUGCCACCGAAGUGUUGUGCAUGAUGUUUGGACGCUAGACUAGUUACAUCUGACAGGAGAAGUUUGUGUUGUACCAGCGCGUGCCUUGGAAAGACUUAAGUAAUGCAAAAGGUUGUCGUUUGUUUUUGUUUUUUCUGUUUGUUUGUUUUUUUAAAUCUACUGACAGGUUGCUUUAGUAACCCAAAGAAGUGAAGGAGAAAGCAGCUGCCUCACCGCCCAGACAUUGAUUUGUUUAGAUGUUUCAAUGCCUUAUGAUACAAUAAAACCACAAAAAU